CUUUCAGUUCCAUUCGAACCACGGCUCGGUUGUAUUCGUCGAGGACGCCGGUGCGCAUCGUCGUGUACGUUUGCGAUACAAGAAGGAGAGGAAAGCGUUAAAAGCUUUUCCUUUCGCUCGUUAUUUCAUUUCUUUCUAAUUUCUUUUUUUGUUUGUUUUAUUUUUGUCCCUUCUUUUCUUCGUUCUUUAUUUCAUGAGUAAUUAUACGUAUGUACGUUCGUCCGUCCGUCCAUUCGCACGUCUCGUUACAUACACGAUAGAUUCUAUAAUCAAAGCUACAAUGCACUCACCUUUAGACUCAUUGAAUAAGAUUACCUGCAUUUUUCUUUUCGUAUGAUAUCGAAGAAUAAUACAGUGGACAAGAAAAAUAGAUACAGUGAGAACGGAACGAGUGACUUCGUUUGAUCGACUAAUUGUCUUCCUGUUGCUCGUUGCUGGACUUGGAAAAUCACAAGAAAAACAGGCGUAACGAGGGCACCUAGCUUAAAGGCAAGAAAACGUUACCCUACGAUGCGUAAACCGGCGCUCCAGUUAAUUAACGAUGCGAUGACACCGAAGACGAGGAUGACAGUAGCGAAGGUAGUGACAACAACAGGAAGAACGACGAUGAGAACGACGACUACGACUACGACGACUACAACUACGACAACAACGAUGACGAAUAUGACGAUGACGACAACAAGAAUGAUGAUGAUGAUGAUGAUGAUGAUGGGUACGCGAUGAGAGAUAAAAGAACGUCAAGUGAACUCUCGUGAAAUCGCGCCACAUCAGUCCGACCAAAGAGGAAAAGAAACGCGUAAUGACUCGUCGUCAACUAUCGGCGAUAUUUUCUCGCGGACCACGAAGAAAAGAAAGGAAAGAAGAGAGAACAGUUAGAAGGAUUUCGAGGGAUUUCGAGGAAAGAAAGAAAAAUUCCUUAGGAGUUCGUUAAACCUCCGUGUUUCUCAAAGACUGCUACCACUCGCCAAAUUUUUAACGUUUUACACUCGUGCCAAAUAGGCACCCUACUUAAUAAAUAGGGACCAAGGUCCAAAAUUUAGAGGAGAGUUUGUUCGAAAAUAGAUGUAUAUAUAAUACAAGAAAAGUGGAUCGUCCGGUAGCUCUCGUUGAUCGAGCUCGUCCUAAAUGGAAGGGAGGAGGGAGUACGCGAGGAGAAAAUUUCGCGGCUCAAAGAAGGCGUCGAUACGUCGACGCUGGUACGACAAGGAAGACGUCUUCGUCUUCGUCGUCGUGGUCGUCGACUUCGAGCUAUGCGAAUCGCCGAGAAAUUCGCAGAGCGCUGCCUGCUCCGAGGAUAGAUAAAGGAGUCGCUACGGAGAAGAGAACGUUAGAUAAGAAUAGGAUGCCGGGGCAGACGUCAACUCGAGAGAGCAGCGAGGUUAUCCGAAUGGAACCCCUGGGUAGAACAUCCAGUUCACGUAGCCCCGGGCAAAACGGAACUGCUAAUAGCACGGAAGUACCAGUGAUUUCAGAAGACAGCAACACCGGAUUGCACAAACGUAGCAUUUACGAGCCCAAUGGAAUCGUUUGCUCACAAAAAAGAGCACUUUGCAUAGCCACCGUCGUUUUCGCGCUACUUUUCGCCAUAUCACUCAUCAUUGCCUUCGCGGGACCACAAAAUGACUGCCCUUGCGCUGGACAAAGGCCGGCCAAUAUGGAAAUCGAAGACGAUGAAGAGAGCAACGAGCCUAUCGCAACUAAUGGGGAGGUGUUCCCAUGGAAUAACGUCAGACUACCUACAUUCGUGCAUCCUACUAGGUAUAACAUUACCAUCCAUCCAAAUCUUACCACCUUAGAAGUUAAAGGACAGGUCACGAUCGAAUUUUACGUCGAUAAAGAGACCAAUUUUAUCGUCUUCCAUAGUAACAACUUGACAAUAAAUGAAAAGAUGGUCCAAGAUCGCAAAGGCCAUAGAUUGAAAAUUGCAAAAUUGCUGGAAUACCCGACGCACCAGCAAUUGUAUCUCCAACUGGAAGAGAGCAAAUUUCGUAAAAGGGGCAAUUACACGGUUCACCUGAGAUUCGUUUCAAAGCUGGCGAGUGAACUGGAGGGUUUUUAUCUCAGCAGUUACGUCACCGCCGAUGGAGAAAAGAGGUACUUGGCAACAACUCAUUUUGAACCCACGUAUGCACGAUCGGCGUUUCCCUGUUUCGACGAGCCGCAGUUCAAAGCAAAAUUCAAAGUCUCCAUAUUUAGGGAUAGAUUUCACAUAGCGCUUUGCAACAUGCCUGUUGUCAAUACGGAGGAUGCUGGAUUUUAUAUGGGCACUGGUCUUCUUCGAGAUGACUUUCAACAAUCCGUCGAAAUGUCGACUUAUUUGGUGGCGUUCGUUGUGUGCGAUUUUAAGAGGAUUUCCGAGAUGACAAAGAGAAAUAUUUCUGUGAGCGUUUACACAGCAGAAUCGAUGCUUCCUCAAGCGAGAUACGCAGUGGAUAUCGCUGCACGUACAAUGGAUUACUUUGAGUCUUUCUUUGGAGUACAUUAUCCACUGCCUAAACAAGAUUUGAUCGCGAUUCCUGAUUUUGGUGCCGGAGCAAUGGAGAACUGGGGCCUAAUUACUUAUCGAGAAACUGCAAUACUUUACGAUCCCGAAGAAACAUCGACUGCUACACAUGAAUGGAUUGCCGUUAUUGUUGCCCACGAAUUAGCACACCAAUGGUUCGGUAAUCUCGUUACGAUGAAAUGGUGGAACGACCUUUGGCUGAACGAAGGAGCGGCCAGUUUCUUCGAGUACAAAGGAGUCAAUCACAUUUCGCCGGAAUGGAGUAUGAUGGAUCAGUUCAUUCUUGACAAAACGCAACCUGCCUUAGAUCUUGAUGCACUCGCCAGUAGUCAUCCUAUCAGUAUACAUGUCAACGACCCAAGAGAGAUCGAAGCUAUCUUCGAUACGAUCAGCUACAGCAAAGGUGCCUCGAUUCUCAACAUGCUUGAAGGUUUCCUUUGCGAAGACGUUUUGAGAAGUGGACUAAACGAUUAUCUCAAUAGUCACGCUUAUGGAAAUGCGGAUACCAAAGACCUUUGGGGCGUUUUCACUAAACACGCCAAUCGCACGUUUGACGUUAAAGCUAUAAUGGAUACGUGGACUCAACAAAUGGGUUUUCCUCUGAUCACGAUAAUCCGUGAUGGAAAUACCAUCACAGCCAGUCAGAAAAGAUUUCUCGUCUUGCCGAAUGAAAAUGAUACAGAAAUUUCCAAUCAAAAAUCACCUUUCAACUACAAAUGGUACAUUCCUUUGAGUUACUAUACGGACAAGGAACCGCAAAAACUGCACAACGUAUGGAUGAAUUUAACCGACGUGACCUUCGAAAUUACGAGCGACGUCGAGUACAUCAAGUGCAAUAUCAAUCAAAGUGGAUUUUAUCGAGUGACCUAUCCUGAGGACAUGUGGAUGUCAAUCAUCAUGACUUUACAUAACAAUCACACGCAGUUUAGUCCGGCAGAUCGUGCAAAUCUUAUCGAUGACGCGUUCACGUUAUGCGAAGCGGGCGAAUUAAAUGCUACUAUCCCUUUGGAACUAUCUUUGUACCUUCUUAACGAAAGAGAUUACGUUCCAUGGGCCACGGCCCUCAGGUAUCUACACUCUUGGAAGGAAAGAUUAGCCGAAAGUAAGGCGUACAAGAGAUACAUCGAAUUUCUUAAACGAUUGUUAGGUCCUGUUACAAAAUAUGUCGGUUGGACGGACGAAGGAUCUCAUUUAGAUAAAUUAUUACGAAUUGGGGUGCUACAAUCUGCGGUAUCGGUGAAAUUGAACAGCGUCGUGGAACCAGCGAAAACACUCUUUAACGAUUGGAUGUCGAAUAGCAAACGUAUCGGCCCAAACAUUCGCGAUGUUGUUUACGUUGCAGGAAUAAAAUUUGGUGGAGAAGAUGAAUGGAACUAUUGUUGGUCGGUUUAUCAGAAAACACAAGUUCCUAGCGAGAAAACGUUGAUGUUACAAGCGCUUGGUGCUACCUCGGAUCCGUGGUUGUUACAACGUUAUCUUUUACGUUCCUUGGAUCGAGAGAAGGUGAGACCUCAAGACGUUGAGACUGUUAUAGGAUCCGUGGCUACUAAUCCGGAAGGACAGUUUCUUGCUUGGCGACAUCUUAAAGCAUACUGGCACGAUAUACAAACUUUGUUUGGUAACGGUACGCUCACUAUGGGUGGCUUGAUAUCCGUUGUUACGUCGGAUUUCUUUACGGAACACGAUUACCGCGAGGUUUCCGAAUUUUUCAAGAAAGUGGACGUUGGUAGCGGUAAACGGGCGCUAGAACAGAGCUUGGAGACGAUAAGAUUCAAUAUUCAUUGGGUGAAAAACAACGUGGACGUACUGGACGACUGGUUGAUCAGCUAUUUGGACGUUCACUCGUGUUAACCUUUGCUCGUCGGAAAUGGGACAGCAAUGACCCGGAGUUGUUCGGUCGUUUUAUCGGUAUGGCUAUUUUUGUUCAUUAUAUUUAUACGAGAUACCCACCGAGCGGGUAUAAUAACGCGACAUAGCCUACUUGAAAAGGCCGAGAUCCGAGCGCGCUAUUAAAACGGUCAGGGAUGGCCCAUUUCCGCCAAAUUUUCCCUCUGUGGUUUUGUUUUUCUUUUUCGUCGAAAGACUAUUUCUACUUAGGCAACAAUUAGACUGCAAAGAAAGACAAUCCGACAACGAGACGAGAGGGACGGGGAGAGGGCCUUUACUGUUCUAGCUUUUCACUGAUGAAAAUUACACACGUAUACAUACACGUUUACACCGAGAACCCCGCUGGGUAUACAAAAGCUAUCUCUCUCUCUCUCUCUCUCUCUCUCUCUCUCUCUCUCUCUCUCUCUCUCUCUCUCUCUCUCUCUCUCAGUCUCAUGAUUAGGCCUCGCCUGUCGGAAAAGAAAUCUUCUUGACAGUUGAUGACGAGCGUAAUACUUGCCGAAUUGUUUGUAUGUAACAUAUUAUACACCGAUUUAUACGCACUUUCGAAAGUAUUUAUUUACUGUACACGCGGUGCGUGCAGAUUGGAAUAUUAGGUGUAAAGAAGCGUAAGCGUAAAAAAAAAAAAAAAAGGAAAAGAAAAAAAAAAAAGAAAAAAAAACAGGAAAAAAAAGAAACAAAAUGUAAGAGGAAGGAAAAAAAGAAAAAUAAAACAAAAAAAAAGAAAAGAAAAGAAAAGAAAAGAAAGAAAAAAUAAGAGAGACGAAGAAAAUUUAUAAUAUUAUAAGGGGAGGAAAAUAAGGGGAAAUAGAAGAUGACGUUAAUUUUACAGGGUAGUCGUUGACCCGUCGUCGACGCGUCGACGAACCAGGGCUAACGACCUACGCCUCGAAGGACGUUUAAAAACAGUCUUUCGUCUUCCCCUGAGUAUAUUGAACUUUAAAGGAGUGACAAUAGUCACCUCCACGUGAUGCCCAACGCCCCAUUCCUAAGAACCCAUCCAUCGGAGUGUAUUAAGUUUGUACGUAGUGCGACGAACGGAUCGAACUUAUUGUGGGGGAAGGCAAGGAGGAAAUUAAAAAAAAAAAGAAAAAGAAAGAAAGAAAGAAAGAAAGAAAAAGAAAUGUGCUUGAACGAUGGCGAUAAUGAUAAUGAUGAUCAUGAUGAUCAUGAUGAUGAUAAUGAUGAUGAUAAUGAUGUCGAUCGAAGAAACAGAAAAAUUCGAGAAGUAGCUAAAAUCGGCGGUUAUUGUUUAGAUGUAAUCAAUUUAUCAUAGAGAAUGUCCGAAACGAAGUUCGUAAGAGCAGUCACUUUGUACGUUUUAAGUAGCAUAUCAACUAUUAGAUGGUCCGAAAAGCAAAAUCCAAAUCCGAGUCUAUUUCGAAGGAGAUCAUUGGUAUCGUCUCUCUGCGAAAGGCAACGGGAAAGAUUUACGAGUAUAGUAUAUGUAUGUAAUAUUAUGAAACAUCGAGAAGAUGAAAAAAAAAAAAAAAAAAAAAAAAAAGAAAAAAAAGAAAAGAAGAAUGAAAAAUAAUGAAACAGACGGUUUUGCCGGAGGUGAGUGAAUUAAAAGGAAAACGAAAAAGAAAAAAAAGAAAAAAAAAAAAAGAGGAAAAGAAAAGAAAAGGGAAAAAAAAUGAACAUAAGAAAAGAAAAGAACAAAAAAAAGAAAAGAAGAAAAUAAAAAAAAAAAAAAAAAAAAAAUAAACGUACCGUGUAUGUUAUAUCCACGUGUAUAAUUCGUAUUCGCUACAGGUUGUUGUGGAAGCGCGGGAAAGAUUGUACGUCUCGCGUGGAGCUGAUCGUUCUCCGUGUGUGAAGUGUAGCCAUAUAUAGAAAAUCGGAUAUUUUAUUAUGAGAGAAAAGUGUAUAGAUUUAUAUCAUCCUGUGACGCUUUGUACGGUGUGCAUGAAAAAAAAAAAAAAAAAAAAAAAAAAAAAAAAAAAAAGAAAAAGAAACAAAAAGAAACAAAAAAACCCACAACAACAACAACAACAAACGAACAAAGAAACAAAGAAAAGAGUAAACUGAAAAGAAUAAAAAAAGAAAAGAUAAGAAAAGUAACAGAAGGAAAAAACAUUAUUAGGGAGUAAGGAAUUGUCGUGCGUCGUGCUCUCAAAAGUCGUAAAAAAAGUUUAUUAAUGAGUAAAAGAAAAGGUUAAAAGAAAAGAAAAGGACAAGAGAGAGAGAGAGAGAGAGAGAGAGAGAGAGAAAAAAAAGAAAUUAUAAGAGAAGAAAACCGUCUACGGUGCCGAGACGCGGAGAGGUGAUUAAUAAUAAUAAUAAUUAAUAAUAAAAAAUAACGAUAAUGAUAAUAUAUGCAAAAGCGGUCCUAAUCAUUGCGCCUCAACGUUUAAGAGAGUUAACUCGUCGCAACUGACAAUGAGAGACCAUCAUUCGUUUCUCACUUUCUUCCUUAUCCUUUCCCUACUUUGUAUUUUCUAUAAUAAUUUCCUCUAGCCACAUCCCCUCCCCCCUCCGUUCUUAUCUUCAUUGUUUCCAUAAUUUCGUAUCAUUCGUAUCGUUCACGCGAAAGAAACGUUCGUUCCUCGUUGGGGCGCGCGAAACGAGAAGCGACACACAUACAUACAUAUAUAUAUAUAUAUAUAUAUAUAUAUAUAUAUAUAUACACGUAAAACACAUACAUGAAUGAACACACAUAGAGAAAUUUUCCUGGCGCGAGCAUGAGUGAGAAGGGGAAAAAAAAAAAAAAAAAAAAAAAAAAAAAAAAAAAAAAAAAGAAAGAAAAAAAAAAGAAAAAAAAAGAAAA
Molecule: messenger RNA, 7160 nt
Organism: Vespa velutina
Lineage: Eukaryota; Metazoa; Arthropoda; Insecta; Hymenoptera; Vespidae
Product: endoplasmic reticulum aminopeptidase 1-like
Exons: 14
Coding region: 1343-4354 (1003 amino acids)
Biological process (GO): peptide catabolic process; proteolysis
Cellular component (GO): cytoplasm
Molecular function (GO): zinc ion binding; peptide binding; metalloaminopeptidase activity
Source: RefSeq, a predicted model, not a curated record